Messenger RNA from Lactuca sativa (garden lettuce), 1620 nucleotides. RefSeq lists its product as uncharacterized. Lineage: Eukaryota; Viridiplantae; Streptophyta; Magnoliopsida; Asterales; Asteraceae. The record is from RefSeq and is a predicted model, not a curated record. Gene Ontology annotation, molecular function: zinc ion binding.
AUGAGUGUUAGAAAGCUAAGAACAGCUGUGUCACAGAAGUUUGGUAUUCAUGUUAGUGUUGGUCAGUGCAGGAGAGUUAAGAAAUAUGCACCCCAAUUAAUAGAUGGUACCCUAGUUGAACAUUAUGCAAAGUUAUGGUCGUAUGCAGAAGAGAUUAGGAGAUCAAAUCCAGGUAGCACUGCCAAGCUUGAUGUAAAUCAUAUGCCAGAUGGGAAUAACUACUUUAGUAAGUUCUAUGUUUGCUUUGAUGCAUUGAAGAAGGGGUGGAAGGAGGGAUGCAGGAAGAUAACAGGUUUAGAUGGUUGUUUCCUUAAAGGGAUCUGCAAAGAGGGGUUAUUAUGUGAUGUUGGAAGGGAUGCAAACAAUGGGAUUUAUCUCAUUGCAUGGGUAGUAGUAUGUGUGGAGAAUAAGGAAAAUUUGAGGUGGUUUUUGGAUUUACUCAUUGAUGAAUUGGGACUUAACUUAGGCUAUGGAUACAGUGUAAUAUCGGAUCAACACAAGGGUUUGAAUGAGGAUGUGAAAGAACUCCUUCCAUAUGUAGAGCACAGGCAGUGUGCCAAGUAUAUUAGCCAAAAACUUAGGAUAAGGUAUAGUGGUGUCCAAUAUGAAAGCAUAUUCUGGAAGGGAUGUAAAGCAACAACAAAGGUAGAUUUUAAGGUUUCCAUGAAAGAGCUUGAAGUGCUAGACCCAAGUGCUUAUCAGAAGAAGCCAAUUAUCACCAUGCUAGAGGAGUUGAGGAUGUAUAUAAUGGAGAAGGUGUUUAACAAGAAAUACAAGGGUCUAAGAUGGGGCAACCAAAUUUGUCCAACAAUUAGAGAAAUAGUGAAUGAGAUUAAGAAGGGUCUAAGACAUUACCAAGUUUUACCUAGUAGACUAAAUCAGUUUGAAGUAAGAGGAACUACAGAUUCUUAUGAGGUGGAUCUUGAAGAAAGAACUCGCUCAUGUAGGCUUUGGCAGCUUAAUGAAAUCGGUUGUGUCCAUUCUGUUGCAGCUAUUAGUUUUAUGAAUAGGGAUGUGGAGUCAUAUGUGGACAAAAUGUUUAGUAGCAUCACUUACAUGAAGGCAUACAAGUUUAGAUUAGCACCUAUGAAUGGAAGUAAUUUGUGGCCUGCAACUGAUUACACUCCACCUUUACCUCCUGUUCGUAGAACUAUGCAUAGGAGACCUGCAACUAAAAGGAAAAGGGAUGCAAUAGAAAACCCCCACCAGUCAAGUAAAAAAUCAAAGAAAACUACCCAAACACAAAACAAAGGUAAGGAGCAGGUGAAGGUAUCCAAGGCUGGGAAAAAACAAAAAUGUAGCCUUUGUAAGAUUGAAGGACACAACAAAAGAGCUUGUACUUUAACAAGGCAUCCUAAAAUCAAAGAUAAAAGAAAAACAAAACAGGGUGUAGCUGAAGCACUCAAUGAGGAUGAUGAAGAUAAUCAAGCUAAUGCAAUGAAUGAAGGUGAUGAAGUGCAUGAGGGUGAUCAAGCAGUAAAUGAUGAUGGAGGGGCAGUAAAUGAUGGCGGAGAAGUAGUCAAUGAGGUGCAUGUACAACAAGACUAUGAUGAGGUGGAACUCACUCAUUUGGAGUUUGAUGCAUCAGCAAAUGGAGAACCUGGUCAGGUUCAUGUUUAA